This is a messenger RNA of Ilex paraguariensis (yerba mate), 1824 nucleotides long. Lineage: Eukaryota; Viridiplantae; Streptophyta; Magnoliopsida; Aquifoliales; Aquifoliaceae. The record is from the annotation of a GenBank genome assembly.
AUGUGGAAUUCCUCGGGAAACAUAUUCGCAAGAACAAACCAAUAUGGGGUUCACGAGGAUGAGGAAGCUCUCUGGGUGGCUGCUCUGCAGAGAUCUCCUACAUAUGUUCGAGCUCGGACGUCUAUUUUUCGGAACCUGUCGGGAGAGUUUUCACUUGUAGAUGUUGGUAAACUUGAAGUUCAAAAGCAGAAGGCUGUGUUGGAUAAGUUGAUUAGUGUCAUUAAUGAAAAUCCAGAGCUGUUUUUCAACAGAGUCAGACAAAGAUUCGACGCCCCAUGUUUCCUUCAAACCUACUUCAAUGUUGUAGUCCCAGAGUUGAAAACCUUUCUUCCAAGAGUUGUAUAUGAUAUUCCUCCUGGUGGGGUUAUUCCUAUUUCUGUCAUGGGAAAUAAGGUUUCUGGACCCUUUUUGUACUCUUGCGGACAGUCUGGUAAUGUUAUCACUGAGGAUCUGAGAGUAGAUGCAUACAUACAUGUUGGAAGCAGAGCAUUGCCUACUAUUCCCAAUUUCAUUUGUAACAUGUCUGAGGCUUUCUGGAGGCAGUUCAGAAUUUUCCCUAGCAGAAGAAAGAAGUUAUCUGUCUUAAACAACAUCAGUGGUAUUAUUAGGCCUUCCAGAUUGACUCUGCUUUUGGGUCCUCCAAGCUCUGGAAAGACGACACUGCUGUUGGCUCUUGCUGGCCGACUUGGACCUGGUCUGCAGGUGGAUACAAUGCUACACAUCUCAUCAAUGCAGAUGUCAGGGAGAAUUACAUACAAUGGGCAUGACUUCAAGGAGUUUGUCCCCCAAAGGACUUCAGCAUAUGUCAGCCAGAAGGACUGGCACAUGGCAGAAAUGACAGUGAGGGAGACUCUCACAUUCUCCGGACGUUGUCAAGGUGUUGGAUUCAAGCAGGAUAUGCUUUUGGAACUUUUAAGAAGAGAGAAGAAUGCCGGGAUAAAUCCGGAUGAAGAUCUUGAUAUAUUUGUGAAGGCAGUAGCACUGGGGGAGCAGACAAGCCUUCUUGUGGAAUAUAUCAUGAAGAUGUUAGGAUUGGAUAUUUGUGCUGAUACAUUGGUGGGAGAUGAAAUGCUCAAAGGAAUCUCUGGGGGUCAAAAGAAGCGUCUUACUACUGCUGAAUUGCUAAUGGGUGCAUAUAGAGUGAUUUUCAUGGAUGAGAUAUCAACUGGGCUUGAUAGUUCAACAACGCAUCAAAUUGUUAAUUAUCUUAGGCACACAACUCAUGCUCUUGAUGGGACUACAGUCAUUUCACUCUUGCAACCAGAUCCUGAGACUUAUGAGUUGUUUGACGAUAUAAUACUUAUAAGUGAAGGGCAGAUUCUAUAUCAGGGGCCCCGUGAUGCUGCUCUCAUAUUCUUUGCUUCCAUGGGUUUUCGGUGUCCAGAUAGGAAAAAUGUUGCUGAUUUUUUGCAAGAAGUUACAUCAGAAAAAGAUCAGCAGCAGUAUUGGUUCCUUGAUAGCCAUUACCAGUAUGUGCCUGUGGCAAAGUUUGUAGAAGCUUUUCGAUCAUUUUGGGUGGGUAAUUAUUUGUCCCAGGAGCUGGCUGUUCCAUUUGAUACACGCUAUAAUCAUCCAGCAGCUCUUUCAACUAGUGCCUAUGGUGUAAAGAGGGCUGAGCUUCUCAAGAUCAGUUUUUCCUGGCAGAUGCUACUACUGAAACGAAAUUCAUUUGUCUUUGUGUUCAAAUUCAUGCAGGUAAUGUUUUCGUCAGCUUUGUCAUCAUCCCAGGCUAAAUGCCUUGCACUUAGCAUGGACAUUGCUACCAGACUUUCUGGCAGACGAGGUCACAGCACCGAACAUCAGACCAUAUUCAUGAAACUUUGA